CUCCUCUCUCAAGCCGCACUGCCAUGGACCACGGCGGCAUGGAUCACGGCGGCAUGCACCACGGCGGCGGCGGCAUGGACGACGGCGGCAGCUGCCUGCCGGGCGCGCACUGUGCGCCUGCGCCGCCGUGCAAGAUGAACAUGCUGUGGAACCGCGAUGCGACGAACGUGUGCAUCAUCUUUCCGAGCUGGCAGAUCACCACCGGCGCCACGCUGCUCGGCUCGCUCGUCCUGAUCAUGCUCCUCGGCAUCGCGUACGAGUACGUGCGUCUCUCCAUCCGCACUCUCGAUGCGCGUCUGGCAGCCGCACACGGCCUCGCCGGCAGCACGCCACAUGGGCUAGUGCACCGAAGACGCGCCAGUGUGCUGCCGACGAGCGCGGCGACGGCGGUGGGCAAUGGCUUGCCGAGUGGCAUGAGGAGGACACUGAGUGGGCGAGACGAGGAGGGUCCGGCGGCCAGACGGAGAGGCAUCAUCCCGCCGCUGCUCAUCCCGCCGCGCGCCCAACUGCUGCGCUCGGCGCUGUACGGCGUCUCGGUCGCGCUGUCCAUGACGCUUAUGCUCAUCUUCAUGACAUACAACGCGCAACUCAUCGCAGCCGUGCUAGCAGGCGCCGUGAUCGGGCACUACCUCUUCUCGCGCGACCUGCAGCACCAGGUGGGCGACGGCGUCGACAAGGGCGUGGGCUGUCACUGAGAGGGCUAAUGAUGAUGGU
Tilletiopsis washingtonensis is the source of this 714-nucleotide messenger RNA. Its product is annotated as Ctr-domain-containing protein. The record is from RefSeq and is a predicted model, not a curated record. Gene Ontology annotation, biological process: copper ion transmembrane transport. NCBI's taxonomy places the organism in Eukaryota, Fungi, Basidiomycota, Exobasidiomycetes, Entylomatales. Gene Ontology annotation, molecular function: copper ion transmembrane transporter activity. The transcript is spliced from 6 exons. Gene Ontology annotation, cellular component: membrane. The coding region runs from base 24 to 695 and encodes 223 amino acids.